Messenger RNA from Mizuhopecten yessoensis (Yesso scallop), 9900 nucleotides. Its product is annotated as dystroglycan-like. Gene Ontology annotation, biological process: muscle attachment; morphogenesis of an epithelium; nerve development. Gene Ontology annotation, molecular function: calcium ion binding; laminin binding. Bases 606 to 3353 code for a protein of 915 amino acids. Gene Ontology annotation, cellular component: sarcolemma; dystroglycan complex; dystrophin-associated glycoprotein complex. The record is from RefSeq and is a predicted model, not a curated record. NCBI's taxonomy places the organism in Eukaryota, Metazoa, Mollusca, Bivalvia, Pectinida, Pectinidae. The transcript is spliced from 6 exons.
CGACAAAACGUGUUUCCGUGCAGACAUCUGUCGCAUUGUAAAACUGAAAGGCUUGGUGAAGAGGUAACAGGACUAACAGGUGUGGUCAAGUGUACAUGUUACAAGAGUGUAUGGUCAAGCCCUAAAAGGUGUGGUCAAGCUGUAACAGGAAUGGUAAAACCCUGACAAGGAGUGGUCAAGCUAUCAAUACAUGCAAGAAAGUGACCAAGCAUUUUUCUCUUUUCAUAAUUGAUUUAUCUCAUUGGAUCAGGUGAAGAACUUGAAUUUCGAGACCUUGUUUUAGAAAUCGCGGGCCUGGUCAUCUUAUCAAGUUUCCGCAUUUCUUUCACAGCUGUUCAUUUCAUGCCUGGUGAAAAUAAAGGCAGCAGAUUUCCUGUGCUAGAUUCUGAGGAUUUCCUGGAGUUAACACAGUGAACAGAGAAGGCUGUACAGGUGGAUUAACAUGAGGGAGGAGCUUUGAGAUUUCUCCUGGAAGACUGUUCCGACCUUCAAGCGCCUUACGACACAGGAACACUUCUGUUCACCGAGGUUCUGAUACUUCAGGAAGUGGUGGGAUUCUAUCGAAUGUUUCAUCCCGAAGGUCAUAAGGUGGAUCUCAUAUUUUUAUGAAUAAUAAUAGAAGCAAAAAAUUAUUAUCAAAGGGAAAUAUUUCCUAUAUUAACCAGUGUUGGCUCUCAGCAAUGGAUGUAGCUGGCGAGUCGUGCGGUUGCCAGCAGAAAAUUUCAAAGCAGAGAGGAAAUAUUACAAGGACACUAAGUGUAUCAAUCAAAAUGGAAUUAUUUGUAUUUGUGAUACUGGCCAUACUUGGUAUGUGCUCUGGACAAAACAUGAAAGUGGACGUCGAUAGCCUCCUCAAUUCCUUGGAUGAAGGAUCGCGAAAAGUCCCUGUGGCUCUGAACUGGGGUAUAGCAGAUAGCUCAGCAAUUAUCGGGAAAAUGUUCAAUUAUGCGAUUCCUUCUGAUGCAUUCAAGGGAGACAUCAUUUCUUACAAGGUGACAGAAGCAGGAAAGGACACACUGCCAGCUUGGCUCCACUUCCAGGAGUCCUCCCGACAGUUGAAGGGUGUACCCAGUCCUUCAGACGUUGGCCAGCAAUAUCUCGAGGUUGUCAUUGGAGGUCACCACAACACACAAGCCAAAGAUGUUUUCUCAAUAUCGGUGACUGGGGAGAAUCCUGCGGAAUUUGUCAUGCAGUCCCCACCCAGUGAUUCAGGACGACCCAACACCGUCAGAUGUCGUCGCGACCUCCAUGAAACAGCCGUCACUGUUGUUUUAGAUACAGAUCUGGACCAUUUGAGUGCUCUGGAACGGAUCCAACUCAUGGAAAGUAUGACCAAAUUUCUGCCGCUCAACCUGGACAUGUUGAAACUACUUCCUGUGGGAAACAAACCUUUCAUUGACAACAACGCACUCGUUGCCGGACCAGGUGAUGUGAAAACUCCCACAAAAUCAGGAGCGUUACUGUCCUGGCUUGUUGGAUGUGGUGAGGUCAACAAGGAUCACAUGCCUGUCAUCAUGGAUGUCGAGCCUCGAGCCAAGGACGGUAGUAUGUCUAAAGCUCUUGGUCAGUCAAUCAUUGGCUGGCAUGUCACCAACACUGAGCAACAAGCCAAACUUCGACGCCGCAGACAAGCUAUUCGUGCGACGGCUACUCCUGGUCUUUCUCAAGCCCCUCCCACAGAUCUUCCUUCCCAAAGAGUACCAGUGAAGGACACAGAUACAUUGAUGCGGUCCGUUCCCAACAUGGAAUCCCCGAUGUUUACCCCAACAAAGACCGCAGACAUUAAGCCAACUAAGACGGCCGUAAUGCCAUCGGCCAGUCCGGAGGACCACGGACAUGAUCAUAGUCACAUGAUGACCAAACUACCAACGCUGGACACUACCACAAAGAAAGCCAUGACUGAUGGUGCUAUUACACCCUCGGCACAGCCUGAUCCUGAGCCUGAACCAGAACCAAGGGCAACCGAGAUCUUGCCUACGAAGACAUACACCAUGACUGACGCCCCAACAAAGAUUCCUAGGCCCGUCACUGAGGCGCCUCCUUACUGUCCACCCGACGACCAGCCCAGGAGUCCCUUCAAGAAAAACAGAAUGGGUCAAAUUUACUUCACUGCAGGACAGUUUGCAGAAUUCGCCAUUCAUGACGAUUUGUUCUUUGAUUGUAAAGACGGCAAUACCAGGAGCCUCAGGUUAGAUCUGUUUAAGGGAGACAAUGAAAUAUUGCCGGUCAACUCCUGGGUUGGACUAAAACACAAAGAAGAUGGUGCCUGGGUCAUACAGGGACUGCCGAUGAACCUGAACGAGGGAACAGAGAAAUACAGGCUGACAGCCAUGAACACCAGGGGAACAUCGCCUGCUGUUGAGGAGUUCACGGUUGUUGUGCUUACUCAAGAUGGUAUCUCUUAUGAAAAACCUAGUCAUGAAAUAGCUCUCACCCUAGAUAAUGACUUUGAUACUUUCGACUUCAAUGACAGACUGUUGCUGAUGAAGAAACUUGCUAGAUUAGCUGGUGACGGAAACCCAGACAACAUUGAAGUUCUUCGUGUCGCAAGGGGAUCAGUUAUAUAUGCCUGGACAAACUCUUCACUGCCAAGAGAUUCAUGUCCUGUUACAGAAAUCCAAAACAUGGCUGGGAAAUUUUUAAGAGAAGAUGGAACUGUAAGAAAAACUGCAAAGAACAGGCUUGCCCCAUACAAACUCAGUGGAAUGGAGUUGGCUCCAAAGGGAGCUUGUAUGAAUGAUCCUAAUUUCCCAACCCUCGGAGUCAAAAAGCAACCAACACCCGAGCCAGAACCAUCCAAAAAACCGGAUAGCCCUGAUGCUGAGCCACCCUAUAAGGUUGAGACAACUACCCCCGAACCCGAUGUAAACCCAGGCAAAGCUGCUCAGGGUGACGAUGACGAAGUCUGGAUCACAACGGUUGUACCCGCAGUAGUGAUAGUAGCUAUUUUACUCAUCGCUCUUCUCAUCGCUUGUAUUCUUUACAGGAAGAAGAGGAAGGGCAAGAUGUCUCUAGAGGACAAAAACACAUUCGUAAACAAAGGUGCACCUGUGAUUUUCCCAGACGAAUAUGAUGAAAAGCCGAAUGAUUCGACGAAACCUCUUAUAAUGGAUGACGAGAAACCACCAAUGCCUCCCCCAGAAUACACUAGAGCAUCCAGUGAAAGUUCAAGGUCAUCGGCAGACAAUAAAAAUGACAAUGAUAUGGGGGAGGAAUUAGAAAUGAACGAGCCUGACGUUCAUUCACCACUUUACCAACCACCUCCCCCAGUGCCUGCCUCGGGUGGCAACAAACAGCCACGCCCACAUGUCACGCCCGCCUACAAAAACCCAGCCCCAUAUGUGCCUCCAUAAGACCGACCAAUUCUCUCCAACAGAGAUUUAUAAUUGGUGUUUAAUGUUCUUAAUCAUAGUUCUACAAUUUGAAUGAAUGAUGUGCUUGGUAUGCAUGUAUAUGCAAAAGUUGGCUGGUAAUACUUACUUAGGGGAUUGGGACUAGUCCUAAGGUGUGUCUGUGAGGUCAUGUGAGGGGAUCGGAAUUCUGUGUCAGCUGCUGUCGUCACCAGGAUAUAUGCGCAUCACCAGGUCAUCACCACGUUUAUAUAUGUAACAAUUAGGCCUUACAUCAUAUUGUUUAACAUUACCGUGCUACCUGACCACACAUGCUGAUUGGGUGCGCUUAUCAAGACCAACAGAGACGCUUCCUAUGUGGUGCAGACUGUCAUUGCAUUCUAUACGUAACCUCAAACCCCGGACUCCAUGUGCGCGUACCUUACUGUGUUGGGCUGACGAUAUCGAUCAUGUGAUCUGUCUGUUUGUCUGUGCAACAUUUACCUCACCAGGACCCUGUCACCCCCCCCAAUGACAACAGUGGUGUAACCCAAGUCAGUGUACAGUCUAUUGCCACAGCUUAGGGGUGAGAGGUUUACCAACGUAAGUUCUAUAUUUAGAACGCAAUCAGUGAGGCUCUAGGGGAGCUGCACGACGUUGCAUUUUAUAUAAUGUUAAUACAGGUGUAGAUCGGGUUUGAUAGGUUGAUUGACAUACGUGUGGAUUGUGGAUGUGACAAUGAUACAGAUGUUAAUUGCGAUUGUUACGAUGAUGAUAAAAUGCGUGGAUUGCUAUUGAUGUGAUACAUGCGUGGAUUUCGAUUGAUGUGAUGAUGCUACCGGCGUGGAUUCCGACUAUUGUGAUGACGUUAGGGGUGUGGUCUUCGUUUACCAAGUCUUAAACAGUCAUUGGUGCUACAGUUAGUAAAGGACAGUCGUCAUGGUAACUGUGCUGGGUUGCCAAGGAAACUGGGCUAGUCGACACAUGGCAGAGAGUGCAGCUUUUGUUUUAAUUCAUGUAAUCAAACCUUUAACUAUUCAUUGAAGAAGCAUGAAGACCAGUGUGACUUAUCGUCCAGGGACCUUGUGACAUCGUGGACGAUACGUUGAAUGAUAAGUCUGACAUUAGAAGUCGUCGUCAAAUAUCAUGAUGAGCAUCUCCGCCACAGAAGACUACAUGUAGAUUUACUUUAUGGACAGAUGUGAACGGAGAGAAGUAGAUCUCGUGACCAAGUGGUCUAGAUGUUAUAUUUCUGGUGUUGUACCAGUAAAGUAACCCAUAGUGAUUUCACAAGGCCUAAGGUCAUAUCAUGAUAUAUUUCUAUUGUUUCAACUGCAUUUUAAUGAAAAUGAAACAAAGAAAUAUAUUAGCUUCUGUUGAUGUUCCUGGCUUUAAACAUUGAAUACGGUGAAAAAGAAAAAGGUUUUAUAUGUGUGUCAGUUUGUUUGAAUUAUUUCAAUGCAAUUUUGUGGAUUCUUUUUUUUUAUUUGUAUGGGUCACUUAACGUGAUUGAAAGAGGUUUUUUUGUAUAAAUAUAUGUUAAAAUUUGCCUGAAAAAAUAACCUUAGUUACAGCAUAUUGUAUUUAUAUCUUGUCACUAAAAGUCACUCAAAUGAGCGUUAAUUGGGGAAAUAAUCUAUUAUCAGUGCAGAACUCUUGUCUUAGGUCAAGGUCACACCUAUGUUCAAGCCAGAUAGGUGAAGGUCAUUGGUAAAAUUCUUGUGAUUUCAAAAUCACAAAUUAAUUCCAUGUCUUUCCCUGCUACAUAUAAUAUAGGGACAUUCCUUUACAAUGUGUCUAAUUGUCUGGCAUGCCAGGAGCUAAACCUGCGUUUACCAGAAUCCUGAGGCAGACUUGACUAAAUAGUUAUUUCUUCUUUGAUUCAAGUGCUAAUUAGAAUAUUGAUUAUUUAUUAGUAAUUAACCAAUCACCUUAAUCAAGUAUAAAUAUAUUUUCCUGGCGGAAGCUGUCAGAAUUUGAUAAUUGUUAUUUUAGAGUAUUUUGCCCAAGAGUAUUCAAACAGUAACUAUGGAUACCUGGCCAGGACCUGCAUUCAUGGAUACAUACGUUCUCAUGCUCAAUCCUGAAUUCUGUGCUCAAACCCAACUUUCUAGCUAAUAUCAUACGACACUCCCAAACAGUCAAGUCUUGCAUUGCAAACAGUACCUGGUUUGGAGUUUUUCCAACAUUAUCCAAGUCAUUUAGAAAUUUGGGUAUUGUAUUACAAGAAUAAGGAUUUGGGUUUGAGCGCAGAAUCUGAGUUUUUUAAGUACGAGAACUGUUUCAUGAACAGGUGUCCAAUUGUCAGGAUUAUGUUUCGAGUAAUUGUUUACUGUAGUUUUAGUAGUGGUAGUAAUAGUCAUCGUGUUUGAUGAAACUUUAAAUUUUGUAUGAAUAUUGUAGCUAUAUGAAACUCGCCUGCUGAUGACAAAGAACAUGUUCGGAUAAAAGGAUUUGUGUUGAAUGUCGAUUAGUUUUGUCCUCGUUAAUACUCAAGCUCUAAAUCACGGAGGGUGAGAUUUCCAAUGAUAUUGUUACAGUUGUUCUCUCGGAGAAAGGUUGUCAAAGUCAUAUGAGGCACUUAUUUAAUAUUGAUUAAAAUUUCUUGUUCUCAGAAAAUAAAUUCUUUUUAUUAAAAAUUCAUACAUCAACAUGUUAAAAUCUUGAUACUAAAAUAUUUUUUUCAAUGUUUUAUAUCAAGAAUUUAACUGGACUAUUCAACCAUUGUUUUGUGCUAGCAACAUUUGAGUUCUUUAUACAAGAAUUUGUUUAAUUAAAAAAAGAGCUUUCAGAUUUCAAAAAAUAGGUAAUGAAUAGUAAAAUGGUGCCUCAGAAUAUUGUUUAUAUCCAGUAAGGCUUUAGAUUGAAAAUAAACUGUCCACAAAAAAACUAUUUUUUUCAUUUGUUUCAUUCUUCCCCAUCAUCACAACACUGAUCAGUUUAAAUGGUGUUUGAAUCACUAUAUACCAGUUAUAUAUAAUCUGCUAGUUCUUCGCUAAUGAAAGGUACAGUAGUGGUCGUUGAAUCUCUAGAGAAAACCUUAAAGUGUUGUCGGAUAAAUAUAGAAGUGGCGAUUUACUCAUGCACCCCUGAAGACACAUUUGAACUCUUCCAAUUCAAAGGUUAGAAGAGUUCAUUUUGAAAUUUCAGGGGUAAAUGAGUUAAUUCAUUGCUACAUGUAUCUAUCAGUAUGUCGGCUUUUUAGUCUUCUGUGGAUUGAAUUUUAUUGAGAAUUAUAUUUGAAUGAGGAAACUGAUUGUUUGUAAUGCUGAAACCACUUAUGGCCUUAUAUUGUAGUAGGUUGGAAUAGUUUUGUUUCUCAACUCUGUUAGAAAUCUCGGGAUAGAGAGACACUUUUGUUUGGUUUGUGCGCCUCGGGGAGUGCAGUAGUGAACGGUUAUGUUUAACUACCACAGGAAGGGGUUGUAUUUGGUCGCAUUUAAACUUGGAGGUGUCCGGGCUGGUGGUUAUUUCAUCCUAUUUAUUGACAUUGAGUGUAGCAUGUUAACGAAGAAUGGAAGCAUUUGAGUGAUGAUCGUUUUCAAUAUGAUUUUUUUUUUUUUUUUUUUUUCCAAUUCAAACCUAGUCAAAAUGUUUGAAUUCAAUUAUUAACAUCCAUCACAAUACAUAAUGGAAGGUUUUACGAUAUGUAGUGGGGACAAAUUAGAAUUCAUUUUCUCAUUCUUUGCUUGCUGCAGCCAAAACCUUGGUUAAUUAUGCAUAUUAUUAAAACAAGACACAUUCGGGAAAUCAUUUGGAGUUGAUAUGAGCUGAUUAUUUACGAAUGAAAGAUUGAACUGAGAGUGCUAUAUAACUGUACAUCUAGUGACUGUAGACUCUUGAAUGUAUAAAUGAAACUGUAUCAAGAAACUGUAAUAUAUUGAAAAUAUGAUCAUUCUGAAAAGUCAUUCUGUGUUGUCAAAACUGUACAUAAAACAUUGAGCCUUAUUUGUUGGGAAUUUUUUCCAUAGUGACAGUGAAAUAUGUCGGGCAUGCAGGCUGCAGUUUAAGAGUAACUUUCAUUUUACAUAUACACAUUUUCACUGCUAAAUGUGUCUUGCAUAUAGUUGGCAAAGAGUUAUUACUUACUUUCAUUUUCCAUGAGCAUUACACUAAAUCACCAUUACUAUUGGCACAUCAGUCUAUAUAAAGUUUCUUUAGAGAUAUACUUUUGUUCUACAUGUACAUCACAUUACAUAACCAUCAGGCUAUAUGAAGCCUGCAUGACGUUACUUUCAUUUUACAUACACUACAUCACCAUUGCCAGGUACAUCUGGCUAAAUCAAGUGUGCAAGGAGUUACUUUCAUUUUACAUGUACAAUACACAACAUCACCAUUGCUCUGUUGCUCAUAUAUGACUGUGUAUGCCCCUAUAUAAACCACAUUAUUCCAAGUACAAUGCCCGGGGGGUCUGGGAGGGGAGUUCUAUCUUUGUAUAGUCUUUAUGUUGUCAUCAUCAAGCUAGAAUGUUUCAUUUAUUUCUUACGUUUUUGUGUAUUUGUUCUGUUUGUCCUGAACUUGAGGUCGCUUUUCAAAUUCUAUAAACCAUGAGCAACUAAAUCAUUUAAACAGGAAAACUUUAAAAAAAAAAAAGAGCAGUCAUGUUUUAAGUUCAUGAUGGCCACUGAUUUGAUGCUUUACUUUGUAGUCACCAAGUGUUCUGUAAGAAAUAUCCCUAAUUUAGACUUUGAGCAUGUGAAUUUCUACAAAAGUUUUCAUUAAUCAUAUUUUCUUGAACUUGAAAGAUGACUUGCGCAUGUCAUGGUAAAAUGUCAGCAGAUAGCUAAUAUUGACAACAAUAUGACCGCCUCUCUGUAAUGUAGGCCCAGUGUCAGUGAUAUGAUAGAGGGAAAGUUUAACUAGUAUUUAUUUACUUAUUCAUUUAUAUAUAUACACACCAUGUAAGUUACUAUACAUAUAUAAUACACAUAUAUGUGCCAUGCCAAAACAAUUCAAAUUCUUUGUAAACUCAUUUGUCUGAAAUUUGUAAAAGAUUUUUUUCUUUUUGCAAAAAGGCCCUGCCCUGCAUAACAGCUUUCAUCUUAAUUAGAUGAAUGUAAAUGGAGAAAAAUCUGGAAACAUAAAUUAUCUCCAGUUUUUGAGGUCACAUAGAAGUUUAUUUUUAAAACAUCAAUGGAAAACCAUGAGUUUUCUUAGUAAUUUGACAAAUAUCUAAUUUAAGAUGAAAGGUAUCGUCUAGUUGGAAUAUGUUAUUGUAGUCAACAACCAUUAUAAUUUUUUUUUUUAAUUCUACAGAAGUUUUCGAUAAAAAAUCACAAAUCUCAAUGCUUUUUACAGACUUAUAGUCGGAAUAGUUAUUAAAGCAAUGCAUCAAAUGAAAGAUGAUACACCUUAACAAGGGAAGUAACUCUGAUCCAGGAUUUAGUAAAGAAGGGAGAUAAUUUGAUUUCUGCAAAUCAGGAAAAAAAAGGACUCGGAAACAGAACCCGGCUUCAACAUUAUAGCCGCUACAUUGGUACCGUUUACCUUAAGAUGUGACAUUUUUAAAUCUUUCAGUCUGACUAAGAUAAACCUAUGUUAAUUUUUAUGUUAGAUUAAUAUUUGGUAUUCCAUUAAACACUAAAAGGCCAAUAAGGAUACAGUAAACUAUACUAACCAAUCGUAUUAUUUGUAUACAUAAUACUUCAGACAUAAAUAUAUAUGAAUAUCGUAUUGCCAGUAUUUUUGACAAGGCUACGAUACUUCGACCAAUUGGUACCAUCAUAUGUUCAGUGAUUGAGAAACUUGCUACAAGUGUAGUUGGACUUAAGGAUGUAUACAACCUUGCUGUGAUAUAAUCUCUUACCCAGAAGAUCUCCACUCUAGAUAUUAAGGGGGGGGGGGGUAAUCAAGAAGUUAAGGGAGGUAACUCUUAACAAAAAUCACAGAAAUAAUUUGUUCAGGUUGCUAACAUGUAUCCUUUAGUUGGGGAAAAGAUGAUAAAUUAUCGGUAUCUGUAGCAAGUUUAUCAAUUUGUGAUACAUAACAAUCUGUUUGAUGGUAUUUUUUCCAGUUUGGGAUCUCGAGAUUGAAAAUAAGAUUUUUUAUGUCAAAAAUAACCAAAAUUUUAGUUUGGAUUUUAUUAUUUUUAUAUACAUAUAUAACCCUAUACAUAGUUCAUCUCUUCAAUUCACUGUUGAUAAACAAUGUUAAAAAUAUGUGUCUGCUAAAUCACGACCAAUUGAUAAAAAAUAAACUUCUUCAGUUUCAGUCAUAUUUUUGAAAAGAAAACACUGUUGCUAAGAAUUCAGUGAAAAUAAUUUGGUUUAUUGUGAUUUUUUGCAUGUUAGUCUUGUUUGUGAUUACAUACCAGUAUGUAUCUUUCAUUUUUAAUAUCGAAAAUUAUAUAAUUUGUAUUUUAGUAUUGGAAGUUCAAAAAAGUACUGUUGACACAAAUACCAAAUGAAAUCGGCAUUUCUGUUGAAUUCCGCUUUAUUUUUGUGGGUGACAGGCGGUGACGUAUGUCACUCCAGAUUUGUACUGGACCAGGAGUCCAGCAUGAGGUCACGUUUUCAGUUGUAUAUGUUAAUUGCUAUUGAGAUGAUAUUUCAAUAAACAACAAAUUUGAUGA